UAAGAUUCAUUUGUCUGAUAUAAUAUUGUAACAUGUAGACUAACUGAUGUAGGAGAAUCAACGAAUCAAUAUUUUUCUAUGCUUGCUUUGUUCCUACUUCACUUGAUCUUUCUUCCUCUUAACAUAAACAACAUUUCAGUACUCUAUGAAAUAUUGUCGUCCUUACCUCCAAUUUUUAUCAGCAGAGAAUAUGCCCAGUCCUCUCCUCCUGUUCGUGUGUCGUAAGUACCAUUCGAGAACAACAAAUGUCAUGCUCGUUGUGUCAGUCAAGCAGAUAUUGGCUUGAAGUGGUGGGAUCCAUCCAUCCAUCCAAUCCUCGACGAUUUACUCCAAUCAACCACCAAUGCCUGUGUGACAACACAUCAUCAAAAACAACUGAGAACGGUACUCCUGUUUCAUUCCACCACUUUGAUACUUUAUAAGUUGGGGGUGGUCGAAUGAUCUACCCGAGGCUGUGCCACUUGAUUUGCCACGAAGUUGCAUGAGCUCUGCAGGAUGAUGAUGUAUUCCCGUCAUUUUUGGCUGAACCAAAAUCUCAGGCCUCGUCCUCUGCGACCUAACGCUGUGAAGCCUCGAGGGCGGGGAUGAUGAGCAUCUCAUGAUCCACGCCGUGAGGGCACGGACUCCACUUUCCUCCCGGUUAGUUUGAUCUCAAAGGACAUCUCACAGCAAUGGAGUGAAAGCCCCAUGCAGCUUCCACGAAAGCGACACGCAUGGCUGGCCACACUUGCUUGCCUCCUUUACCUUCCCCUCGUGAACCAGGCGCCAAGCAAAAGCUUACACCUUCCUUCCUCUGUACCUCAUUUAGCCGGCGUCCAUGGCAACUUCCUCCCCUGUAACCUUUUUCUUCUCGGCUUUCGUAUGCGUGGGAGUAUAUAUAGGGAUGGCCGCCUCCGCUGCUGUCACUGUAUCGGAAAAGGGCAUGGCGGCGGCAAGGGAUUCGAUGGGAUUCCAGGACUUCCUGCCGAGGAUGGCGGAGCGGCUGGGGGCGGAGGGGCUGAUGGAGGAGCUGUGCAAGGGGUUCAAGCUGCUGAUGGAUCCGGAGAGGGGGGUGAUCACGUCGGAGAGCCUGAGGCGGAACGUGGCGGCGUUGGGGCUGGUGGGGCUGGGAGACGACGAGCUGAUGGGAAUGGUGAGGGAGGGGGACCUCAACGGGGACGGCGUGUUGGACCAGAUGGAGUUCUGCGUGCUCAUGGUAAGAUUGAGUCCGGAGCUCAUCGAAGGCUCUCUCCCUGACGUCUUCAAUUCUUCCCCUGCUCUGUAGCUGCCUCGACUCUCUUUCUUGACGCACCGCACCAGGACUAGUUGUAGCUCGUCUUCUUCUUCCUCCUCUUCUGCCUUCUCUUCUCCUCCUGUUACAUGAUCAUGUUGCAGCUGGGCAAUGUUACUGUCUUGCAAGCCUGAGAUCCA
Musa acuminata AAA Group (dessert banana) is the source of this 1410-nucleotide messenger RNA. Its product is annotated as calcium-binding protein PBP1-like. Gene Ontology annotation, molecular function: calcium ion binding. The record is from RefSeq and is a predicted model, not a curated record. The transcript has a single exon. NCBI's taxonomy places the organism in Eukaryota, Viridiplantae, Streptophyta, Magnoliopsida, Zingiberales, Musaceae. Bases 818 to 1264 code for a protein of 148 amino acids.